ACGCACAUCACAGCCAUAUCUUCCCUUGCAGUACACCUCUCUCUCUCUCUCUCUCUCUCUUUCUCUUUCUCUUUCUCUGUUUGUUUCGUAUAUCUUCGAUCUCGAUUAAGGACUGAGGUUCUGGAUUAAUUAUUUCCUCUUAAUUACAAGGAGAAAAGAAAGUGGUGGUGAUUUUGAUGUGCUGAAGAGAGCCCUGUGAAUUCUGUUUGCAGAAACAUGACAGCGCUUGUAGUUCACCAAUUCGCUCAGUGCAUCACUUGCCAUGCUUGGAGUCCAGAUCAUUCCAUGGUUGCAUUUUGUCCGAACAACAAUGAGAUCCACAUCUAUAGAUCCUUGGAAGACAAAUGGGAGAGAGUACAUGUUCUUCACAAGCAUGAUCAAAUUGUUUCUGGGAUAGAUUGGAGUGCAAAAUCAAAUCAAAUUGUUACUGUAUCACAUGAUCGGAACUCAUAUGUUUGGAGCCAGGAAGCAUCAGAAUGGGUACCAACCCUUGUUAUUCUAAGGCUAAACCGUGCUGCUCUUUGUGUUCAAUGGAGUCCUAAAGAAAACAAGUUUGCAGUUGGAAGUGGGGCCAAAACUGUUUGCAUCUGCUACUAUGAACAAGAGAAUAAUUGGUGGGUCAGUAAACUUAUCAGGAAAAAACAUGAUUCUUCUGUGACAAGUGUUGCCUGGCAUCCUGAUAAUAUUCUUAUCCUUAGCAGAUUCGGGUUCUCUGACACUAUGAUAGGAUGGAUCCACAUGAUUCUAAGGUCUGCUAGAAUUUCUAUUCUCCUCAACGGCGGCCCGGUGGGCUAUUUCGAAGCUAGUAGAGGCCUCCAGCAGGGCGACCCCAUCUCCCCCAUUUUAUUCAUUAUCGCCGAGGAAGUUCUUUGCCAUGGGUUAAAGGAUUUCGCUGCCAAGAAUCUCAUUAAGCCUAUUGUUGGUCCCCGUGGAGCUGACAUUCCUACCAAUCUCCUCUUCGCUGAUGAUGUUUUCAUAUUCAUGAACGCUUCUAAAAGCUUCUCAACUGAGUUAUGGAGGAAGGUCUCAGACCUGUUUAAUAUAGCCUGGACCAGCAAAGAUUCAGCGAGAGACAUGGUUGUUUGGUGGCGCAAUAAGGGCAAAGGAUGGUCCUUGCGGAUGGGCUAG
This is a messenger RNA of Macadamia integrifolia, 1128 nucleotides long. Its product is annotated as actin-related protein 2/3 complex subunit 1A-like. NCBI's taxonomy places the organism in Eukaryota, Viridiplantae, Streptophyta, Magnoliopsida, Proteales, Proteaceae. Gene Ontology annotation, molecular function: actin filament binding. The transcript has 9 exons. Gene Ontology annotation, biological process: Arp2/3 complex-mediated actin nucleation. The coding region runs from base 217 to 1128 and encodes 303 amino acids. Gene Ontology annotation, cellular component: Arp2/3 protein complex; actin cytoskeleton. The record is from RefSeq and is a predicted model, not a curated record.